CAUAUCACUGAACGUCUCGGUUUAUAUUCUCAAUAACAGACCUAUGGAAAAAUAUUAUUGUUAGUAAUGUUCUUUCCUCUGCAGUCGGGAACGGUAAAACCAGCUAGAGCUUUAUUUCCCCUUUCCUUCUCUCUCUCUUUCUCCCCCCCCUUCCUCCUCGAUUCUCUCUCUCUCUCCCUCCAUCCCCGUCGUCUGUGUCUGUCUCUCCCUCUCUUCCUCCGAGAGCGCACGGCGUUUUGUCGGUGGAUGAAAAACAGCCUUUCAUGAGACGCGGCGGAUCAUACGUGUGCCAAGGAGCAGCUCCCGUGCGAGGGUUACACGCCCGGUCACAUUCAGCCCAGUCUGUCUUUGAGGGUGGAGCUCUGAAGUACCACGUGGAGAACAGCACCCUCUACUGGCCUUGGGUCAUCUCCUCCAUCUGGAUCCUGGAACAGCCCACCUAUAGGGCCCCGGCGCUAAGUCCCCGAGUCCCAGCUGAGGGAGUGUGAGGAGGCUGGCGGAGGGGAACUGGGCACGCCCGGGGGAGGAGCCUCGCUACUGUGACCUGCCAGGUCCGACUGAAGCCGGUGGAUGUUGAUCAGACUUUGCUGGGGGAGCGGAGAAGAAGACUGAGGCGAGGCCAUGAGUAAAUUCUGUCACGUCCAGUACCGUAGCCCAACACGGAAGACCUGAAAUGGGGACUGUGCACUCCCCAAUGCCGAUGCCACAGCUGUGACUGUCUUCAGGAAACCUGUUUCUCCACAAGUGUCUCGUCAGCCUAUACUGCUUAUCCUCACCUGUGGCCCCCUGGAGGUGAAGCACUGCCCAGCACCCUCUGCUCUCUUCCUACGUCUUUCGAGAAUCCUGCUAUCCACCUUAUUUUGUACUCAUUAUGGCUAACUGGCUUCACUUCCCCUCACUUACAAGCCCUACCAUUCUGGUCCUCUUCCUUCUUCCCUUUAUGCUCCUUCUCCACCUGCUGACGCCAGUGCGGGCCGACUGCUGGCUCAUCGAGGGGGACAAGGGUUACGUGUGGCUGGCCAUCUGUAGCCAGAACCAGCCCCCCUACGAGACCAUCCCCCAGCACAUAAACAGCACGGUGCACGACCUGCGCCUCAAUGAGAACAAGCUGAAGGCCGUCUUCUUCUCGUCGCUGAGCCGCUUCACCAACCUGACGGACCUCAACCUCACCAAGAAUGAGAUCUCCUACAUUGAGGAUGGGGCUUUCGCUGGCCAAGCCAACCUACAGGUGUUGCAGUUAGGCUACAACAAGUUGACUAACCUGACGGAGGGCAUGCUUCGCGGUCUGGGCCGCAUGCAGUGCCUCUUUGUCCAGCACAACCUGAUCGAGAUGAUAGCCUACAACGCCUUCUGGGAGUGUCCUAGCCUCAGCAGCCUUGACCUGUCCUCCAACAAGCUGGCCCGCCUAGACCCUUCCACCUUCACCAGCCUCACCCGACUGUCAGUGUGCGAGCUGGCGGGGAACCCCUUUCACUGUGGCUGUGAGCUGUACAGCUUCCUCACCUGGCUGGAGGCCUUUAACAAUGUCACCCACACAUACGACCGGCUGCAGUGCGAGACGCCACGUGAAUUUGCCGGCUUUCCCCUGCUUAGUCCCGUCACAGGCCACAGCCGCAACGCCCGAGCUAUCCUGUCCUCUAUGUGUCGGGACGGGAUGAUAAUUCCUGGCAUCACCUCGCUACCACCUGACUCAGAUGCCUCAGGCCUGGGCCCAGACAUAUCCGACCGCAUGGGGCUCUACCAUCAGCCCACUACAUCCUCCACCACCGAUCCCACGUACAGUCCCAGCAUCAAGCUGCAGCAUGUGUCCUUGUCUUCAGCCUCCCUGCUGGUACAAAUCCCCAGGCCCUACAGCAAGAUGUACAUCUUGGUACAGUAUAACCACACCUAUGUGUCUGACAUAAUGAACCUCAAAAACAAGAAGGAGAUCAUCACCUUGAACAAUCUCAAACCACACACUAACUACACCUUCUGCGUGGCCUCCAUCCGCAACUCUCAGCGUUACAACCACACGUGCCUCCAUUUCGCCACGCGCAUGCAGAAUCCCGACGACAUGCGGCCCAGCACUUCCACCACUACGCAUUACAUUAUGACCAUCCUGGGUUGCCUCUUCGGGAUGCUUAUCGUGCUGGGGGUGGUCUACUACUGCCUGCGCAAGCGACGGAUGCAGGAGGAGAAGCAGAAGUCCAUUAGCGUUAAGAAAACCAUCCUGGAGAUGCGGUACGGGCCUGAGGCUGCUGCCGCGGCUGCCAAUGACCUCUCCGUUGUUCAGAAAUUCCAUGACCAGGCGCAUCACCAGCACCACCAAAGUAAGCUCCCCCCCUCUUCCUCUACCAGCUCCGGGAUGAUGCAGGGCUCAGCUAACACUAGCUCUUCCCGUCUCUCGUCUAUCCCACAAGAGGGGAAGAUGUCCACCACCUUCUCAGAAGUAAUGGCAGCCAACAAGGGCAACUACAUGGAUGUGAGGACCUCUGCAGCCGGGGAGGACCGAAUUAGAGAUGGCAGCAUGUCCAGGGUUGCCGAUGAGAAACUAAGGGAGGGCAACGGAACAGACUUGAUUGAAGAUUCUGACGAUGACGGCCGGGGCUCUGUCUCCGAGAUUUCUACCAUUGCUAAGGAGGUGGACAAGGUGAACCAGAUCAUAAACAAUUGCAUUGAUGCACUUAAGCUGGACUCUGCUUCUGUGGCCGCUGCAGCCGCUGCUGUCACCACUGCAAUGGACAACCCCACCUCUCCUUCAUCGGCUUGCAUCCCAUCCUUAGCUAGGGGACACAUUCCCCUGGCUUCCGGGAUCACCGAGGGAUGCCAGGUCCUCGCAUCUCCAAAAAUCCCUCCUCCUCCCCCACUCCCCCUUGUCCUGCCACUGUCGGAGCGGCCGGGGAUUAGCGGUGGGGGGUUUCUUUCACCCCCCUACCGGGAACCUCCGCCGGCUACCGCUGCCCGGCCACUCCAGAGACAGCUGAGCGCAGAUGCAGCUGUGGUGGUCAUAGGCCCUGUCAAGAACCGCUGCAGCACCUCCUCCUCCUCAUCCUCCUCCUCCAGUGGGCCAGCUAAAAACACCCGUGUAUUCAGCUUAGAAGUUCCGGAGCCUCGUAGCCCAGACUCCUGCAAGUACUCAGAGAAGGGCAGCCCCGUGGAUUGUGGGGAGCCUCUGGAAAGGAUGCCUUUGAUGGGGAGCCAAGGAGGCGGUGCCAAUGGCGGCGGAGGCACCAAUGGGGGCAGCAGUGCUGGCAGUGCAGGCAGUGGGGGGGCUGCCACAGGAGGCCAACACCACCUGGAAGUGCAUCCGGACUACCACUGCUCCGAGCACCGGCACUCAUUCCCGGCUCUGUAUUACGAGGGACCCGCUGAUUCCCCCACUCAGAAGGCCUCGUUCCUCAAGCCCCUCACCCGCAGCAAGAGGGACGCCGCUUACUCCCAGCUCUCCCCCCGCCAUCGCAACUACUCUGGAUAUUCCUCUAGCCCUGAGUACUCCUCUGAGAGCACGCUCAGGAUCUGGGAGCGCUUCCGCCCCUACAAGAAGAGUGCCCGGGAAGAGGCUUCCUAUGUCGCUGCCGGCCACGCUCUCCGGAAGAAGGUACAGUUCGCCAAGGACGAGGAUCUGCAUGACAUCCUUGACUACUGGAAGGGUGUCUCGGCGCAGCAAAAGCUGUGAGUGGGGGGGGGGCGGGGGGGGAGACACAGCAGGAGGGGAACUCUCUGGAGAGCAGAGUCCUCUGUUGCCUGACAUUUUGAUCCUCGACAGAGCCUUACAAUCCACCGUAGGGAUGUGGGGGGGGAGGAGUGGUGGACCCUUAGUUUAAAAAUACACCUAAAGUCAAGCAGGUUUUCCAAGUCUCUCUUAAAUAUUAAUCACAGGACAGAACAAUGCGAUCCAAGUCAAUAUGUCAAGGAGGCAACUGUUUAUGUCAAAUUUUUAAAGCCGGUACUUUUCUGUUAAUUACCACGGCUUCCUCUGUAUUGGUAGGAGAAAUAUUUAAUAAACCAAAACUGGGGAAAUUAGACGUGAUACCGAAACAAAAAAUGCUUGAGUUGACACACUGAGGUGGGGAUGGACAGUUAAAUUGUGUCUUUUGUUAAUUCAUUAUCGAAGAACAGAUAAGGGUUUAGUCACCCAGCGGCGAGGUGGCCACGUGCUCCGAGAGGCCGCUAAGCCGCCGUGUGGCGCUGUGUUCAUGCACCUGCAUGAGCACCGCGCAGCAUGUAGGGCACCGCGCAGAUUUCCAGAUCAGCGACGAGCACGUCCUUCACAUUCGGCGCAAUGUCAGGAGCUGAACCAAACUUUCUGCAGUGCCACCUGCAUCCAUGCUAACCCCCCUACCCCCGAGUGUCGCGGUACGGCUUGGCGUCAUUGGCGUCCUGCUAGCGACCGUUGCCGAGAAGCACCUUGAGGGGGUUUCAUGAUGGCAGCGUAAACAUUCAGCAGGAGAUCCACAUCCGCGGUCUCACUUCGGGCUGGCAGGGAAAAUGGCCCUGGUGUUCCGCUCAGACAACUGAGUGCAGCGGGUAAUUGUAUCCACCGAAAAAGGUAACCUUUGAGAGGGCACUGUAUUUUAAAAAGAAAUUAUUAAUAAACAAGACAAUAAUGUGACAAUGCAGCCCGAACAAACAGAAAAUUACCUUCACCAGUCAUGCAAAUAACUGCUUUCAAUCGUACUGUGCAGACCUUUCAGCCCAGUGCUAACACUCUUACAUGGGGGGGGGGGGGGGGGUCGGGAGGUAAAGGCUAAAUAAGUACCGCCAUUUAUGGUAACAUCACUAAAGCUACUGGGGUGCUUUAUUUUACAUCACUGUCACCGACCCCCCCCCCCCAAGGGUAGUGCCCAUUUGCUCAUCCUGAAAGAACAGCACGUUAACCCCCCUCCCCUGUAGCCCUGCCCAUCUCCAUGCGCUUGAAAGGUCACUGAGGUCGAAGUGGCGUGCAUCCGGUCUGUUCUGUGCAGCACGCACUGCCUCGUGCCGUGUUUGGGCUGCCAGGCUCUGCCCCCCCAAUACGCAUUAGAAACGUGGACAAAGACAUCAGAGGAGCAGCUGGGAUUCAUCGUCCGCCUCCCUGUGACUGGAAGGGCAAAUGACAGGACGGGACGGGACAGGGCAGGACAGGACAGGAUGACAAGACAGGACGACAGGACAGGACAGGGCGACAGGACAGGACAAGAUGACAGGACAGGACAACGGGACAGGACAGGAUGACAGGACAGGAUGACAGGACAGGACAGGGCGACAGGACAGGACAGGACGACAGGACAGGACAGGGCGACAGGACAGGACAUGGCGACAGGACAAGAUGACAGGACAGGACAACGGGACAGGACAGGAUGACAGGACAGGAUAGGGCGACAGGACAGGGCAGGACAGGGCGACAGGACAGGGCGACAGGACAGGGCGACAGGAUAGGACGACAGGACAGGACAGGUGCAGGGCCUCACAGAGCCCUCGCCUAAGGCAUGGAAAGAUUUUCCUGGAUGGGCUUCCACAUCACUCCGUAACUUUCGUGUGUAGAUGCAUUUUUAUCCACAGUGUCUUAACUUACUUGUAAACAGGACUGAACUUCUUGCCGCUGUAGAUGUGAAUUGAAACUAGUACAUCACACGUUUGUACACCAGUAGGGAGGCCCCUUGGGAGAGAGUCGGUGUGCACCUCUUGGCUUAGCUACCGUAUGCCUGUUACCUGUGACUCUCUCACCUAAAUCUGCUUUCCCUCCUUUACGUGGCCUAGUUUUGUUGACUAAUAUAAUGCAGAGUGAAUCCUAAAGAGAGAGACACAUUUAAUUAAUUCAUACAUCUUUUUUUAGAUUGCCGCAUCAUUCAUGUCCAGUUUAAUUAGACAAAUUAAUUAGCAAUCAGCCAAAAAGGUGUCACAGGGCGACUGAGGGAAUUAUAAGUGCUGUCAGGCUGGUUUGAUUUGAUUAAAAGGAAUUUGCUUCUUCGCUAGUCGACACCAUUAGCCUGUUUCCACCUUUGGCUUUCGGCCUAAGGUCAGCACCCUCCAUUGGUGAUUACUACGUUGAAUAUGGAGACAAACUCCCCCUUCUGGUAACCGAGGAGGACACUGUGACAACGGCAGCUCCUGCAGUUCAAGUUGCCACCUGCCAGUGGUCUUGGGUACAGCUAAUGUGAAGUUCUCCUUCAGAUUUAACACCUGUGUUAAUAUAGAAAAGGGAAUUCCCUGAGAUGGAGAUAUACAUCAGAUAUAAGGACAAGUAGACUGGAGUGGGAUCGCUUUUAUAAGUGGCUGCAUGUCUUGUUUUGUAGUUGUCAACUUAAGCUUAAAGUUUAGACUCCAGUUUGACUUUAUCUCACCCAUUUUGGCCAGUUAUAAAAUCAACGCAUUUAGAUGCAUGACACGUGGUACGAAGAAAGGGGAAGCAACAUGUCACCGUGACCCAGGGGCGCGGAUGGAUUUCGUUUUCCAUUGUCUAAGUCUGAUUUUAAUCUCUUGUUAUAAAAUGGAACCAAACUAACAACUAAUAAACACUUAUGUCAGUGUUCAUUCAGCCUGCAUGCGCUCAGCUGGCUCAGCUCGGUACCGAAAGCCCAUCUGCUUUCUGUCGGCAUCUAACGAAAUGCUGCCGGUCAGAUUUCCGUGUCUGCAGGGAAAAAAACGUCACUCGAAUUAUUUUGCGCUCUAAUUUGCACUCAUUCUUAAUCUAUAAUGGGAAGCUUAGUAAAUGUCGACAUUACCUGUAUGUUAAAUUAACGUGCAUUGCAUGCAGACACGAUUUAAAUGUUUCUUAGAGAUGUAGCGCAAUCAGACGUGACAUUGUUUACGCAGAGCCUGAUAAAAUCAUCGGUGCAUAGAUUCAGGCAUUGCAGCUGGGAUGACGUUCACUUCCGAUCCGGUCUAGUCCGGCGGCGGCGUAGCAUUCGCUUUCAAGCCAUGCAAACUGAAUGAACGCUGUAUUCUGCCGGAGAGACUUCCUACUGCUGCCCCCUCCCAUCACAGAAACACCCCCCACAGAGGAACUGCUACCGGAGGUUAACUGUGACAGUCUCAGCGUAGACUAAGUAAAUAAGAUCUCGUUUUAAAAUGAUCAGACAGAAAAUGUGAAGACACACGGACGCGCCUAAUCACUUGAGAAGGCUAAGACUGAAUUUCCUAUCUACGUUUACAGAAAUAAAUAAUCUUUUUAAAAGUACCCCCCCCCAAAAAAAAAAAAACAAAAACAAGCUAUUGUGGUGACAAAGGACAAGGACCUAAACAUCUGUGAAAACAAACACGUGCCAAACACCCCCAUCAGUGCUACCAGCGUAUGUGUUUAUAGAUUUAACGGCAAGUUGUUUUGGUAUAUUUUAUCCCACUAAUGUAAACGGAACUGACAUUUUGACACUGAAAUUGAACGUUUUGUUUCCUUUAUUUUGGUUUUCACGUGUCCAGAGCUGUCUUUAUGCCCAUUUCAUCAGCAUUCUGUGGAUGCAUGUAUAGGAUAUGGACUGUGAAAUCGUUUCAGUGGCUCUCCUGAUUAGGUCCUCUGUGUUUCCGUUUAGAGGCAGGGUGACAGAAUUCAGGACUGGGAAUGUGGUCACAUCUGUUUACAAAGUUUAAACAUCUUUCAUCUCAGAUUUUUCUUGUGCUUGACCAUGUGCACAGCUUGUCAGGGAUGCACAUAAAAAGAGGGAUAAAAGUAAAAGAAGGUGAGAAUGUUUUCAACCAGAACAAUAAAACAGUAAAAGUUGCAAUUCUGGUUCUGGUAAAACUCACUAUCAGGGGUCCUAUAGACCACCACUGUGGCUCAAGCAUAAGUUUUGACUAAUUAAGGUUUUUGUUGUAUCAUACAGUAUGUGCAGUUAGACCCUCUGUGGAAGGUGGUUCCACAUUACCCUAAUACAUAGCUUUAGCUGAUCGUCUUCAGCGGGCUUGAGUGUUCCUGGAUACCUUUCUCUGCAUUUCGAGGGAAGAUGAUCUUUUCUAUGAUACAAGUAGGCCUUCAUGCAGAAGAAGCGCAUCAGUGUGUUCCGGUGCCAUUAGCUUGAUAUAAAGGCUCCAUUUGAAAGCAGACUGGCCCAGGUACGUCAUGAAAGCCCGACUGCCAGUUAAUGGCGUCAGACGCAUCUUUGCAGUUUUACGCAAAACUGAGACGUCGCGGUGGUCUGCAGCCCCUGAGAUUCACAAGGACAACGACGAGACCCAGAUGUACGUUUCCUCCCAUGUAUCAUCGCCGUUAAAUGGGACACAACCCCCGCUUGUUUGUCAGGAAGCAAUGCCCCACCGCUUGUUGGGUUGAGGAUUUAUUCCUCCGAACAGUGGCUGUCUUGGGUCGCAUGCAUUAUGCAUCGCUGCUCACUGCUCUUUACUGAGGAGGACACUGCAAAGCUUCCGGCAGUCUUGCCAUCGACGUGCGAUGACUACUGCAGCAGACAUCUUUUCGUAUUUCCCCGGUUUAUUGGACACUGGCAUCCUUCCGCACUGCAUUCUGAGCCAUUUUUCAGUCAUGUUGACAAUGUUAAACAUACGGGUGGCCAACAGUGGGGGUGGGGGGGGAGAGGCUGGUGGCUGUAUUUGUGCUCUUGGCCUCAUUGUAAUCCCUAUGGCACUGCGAGGGCGACAAGUAGCGGCACAAGCUAUGGCCUAGUGUUGAUUUGCUAGCUUCCUCCCUCCCAUGAUCCUCUGGGACCCCAUGACAACGGGUCGUCUGAGAACAUAGAUAGUCCAUGCGACAGCACCUGCUGGACUGUACUGUAUGUACUGUACAAUGAUAUAUCUACCCUUAGCAGUUUAGUGCGGGAGAGCCGCAUUUAGCUAAAGUUUGUCGUCAUGCUAAUUGUCGUGACUGGUCGUUGUUUUCCAGCUGCUGACACAACAUUGUGCGACGCUUCAGUGAGGCAUGAACGAAUCGUCCAAAGCAGACGAGGCCUCAGGCAUGUUUCUACAGCCUCCAAGUGACCCUAGAUGUUUGUAGCUUUCAGCUCUGCUACAGUCAUUUUCCCAUUGGGUUUAAAUUAACCGCUUUUAAAUGCUUCUAACCAUAGUGGGAACUUGCCACCAGCACACAGCUUGGCCAAUGUAAGAACACAUUUAAAUAGAAUCACUCUGACAAUAACUCUCGACGGAUUAUUUAGCUGUUCAAGAGGAAAGUCAUUUCUUGCUUGUCAGACAGAGCAAAUGGACUGUCAGAAUGAAAUUAAAAGGGGUGUAUUGCAUUUGUUUAUUAUAGAAUUGAGGUCAGAAGUAUUAUGGGGUGUCAAGGCAUUGACCACCAUGUGAUCAGUCAUUUUAAUUUCGCUCACUUGUAUAUGAAAUAGCCCAUAAUUUGUGUAACCAUAACUGUGAACAAGGGGGAGGUUUUCGAACCUCAUCUUGUCCUCUGGAAGGGCAGCAGGUUUGUGGUGCGAUGAUGGAAAGUCGUGUAGUUACAGGAGGUCUUGGCUAAGGUCACAAGCCAUAAAACACUGGCCCAUUUGGGCACAAAUCUGUUGGGUCAAGAUCUUCAACAGCUGACCGAAUUGCACUCAGGGUUCCCAAUUGAAUUUUAUGAUGUUGGCCCUGUUUACAAAUUGCAAUCCAUUGAAGGUAUCUCCAUGGAGCCAGUUGUGAUGCGUAUAUCGUAUAAUUACAUUCCAUUAAUUAUAUUUUAAUUAUACAGCAGACGGUCAACACCAGAGUGACUCCCCCCGAUUGUAAAUUUGUAUAUUUUAUCGACUGAAGUAUCCGAGGUGGUGAUUGAAACUUUCGGUGGAUAUUUACUGCGGCAAUUAAGGUGAGGAACCUUUCCAGGGGAUUCUGCAGAUGAGCAUCACCUGGUCUACAGUACAAAGUGCUCAGCAGGGCCCUGCCUCCUUUGUGGUGCUGUUUGCGUAACAGCAGCGUGGUGAGAUUCAAAACGCCGAGAUGUAGCAGGGAGGGUUAAUGACAAGUUGACUUCCAUCCAUCCAUCUUGAUUCCCGUAUUUGACAAGAAUCACUUUGUGUUUGAAAAUUCAGUGUUCGUUCUAAGCUUUGAACACCCUUAUUAUAUAAAAAAAUAAAAACAUUUAGCUCUGAGUUCUUUACAUCAAUGUUUCCCAACCCGGUUCUCAGGGACCCCCAGAUGGUCCAUGUUUUAGUUCCUACCCAGCUCACUGUCAGACAGCCCACAUUUUUGCUCCCUCAUGGGAGGAAGCAAAAACAUGGACUGUCUGGAGGGUCCCUGAGGACUGGGUUGGGAAAUGCUACUUUGCCUGGACCAAAAACUGAUUCUCCUGCCAAAUUGAUUUCCUGCGUGCACAUUAUGUAAGAAUAAGCUUGUAUUUAUUCUCUACGUUACAUAUCAUUGUCAUCACUGAUGGAUUUAUAUAUGCCCUCCAUGGAGAAGGUAAAGAGAGAGUGAGAGCGGGGAGAGCAAUAGCUUGUGGAAGGAGGUGAGAUAGGAUGGGGGGAGUGAGGAAGCGGAGCAGUGGAAAUGCACUGAUGCUCCGUCAAAACAUGUCGUGCAAAAUGAGGCUUGGAGACGUGCGCGGAGAUGAGUACAGUAAGACGCAGGAGGAAAGAGAUCGCUUCAGCAGGGGAGCCGGGGGAGGACGUGACGGCCGUGAGGCACCGGAAUCGGCUUCUCUGUGCCGAUUUACGGAUUGCGGUGGAAAGCGAGGAUCUUUUAUCUCUCACCGCGGCGGCGCUGAGGUGUCAGCGGCUCCCGGGAGGCCUGGGAGAGUUUGCCCGCCGCGUGUUUGCCGCUGUUUGCCGGGUGAAAGUGCCGGCCUUGCUGUGGAGUGCAUGCACGCGCGCGCGUAUGUGUGUGUGUGUGUGUGUGUGUGUGUGUGUGUGUGUGUGUGUGCGCACCAUUCUCCUUUGUGAGUACCCUGCAGUGGAGAUGAGCUUCAGUUGGCUAUUUGGCGCCGAGAGCAGUCCAAUAGGGAACCAACAUGGCUUCCGGGCAUGAAUGAGGCCACGCAUGCAGGAGAAAUCCUGCGCAUGUAUAGACACGGGUUGGAUGGGAUGGCAUGCAGGCCGCUAAGCAGGGAAGGGAACACACCACAGCAGAAUGGCGUCUCAGCUAUUGAUUACAUGGGUUAAGGUUAGUGCAGUGAUCAGCGUUGUGCGAGUUGAACUUCGUGACCUAUUGGCGGGAAAGAAAUGUGAAAGUAAAGCCAUUGCAGUAUGUGUUGCUGUUUAAAGCGAAGGACACGACGACUGCAAAGUCAUGGGAACGGACUAAUCUGGGAGCAUGGAUUUGCAUACGGAGGCCGCAAAUCCUGCCCGCUUACUUUCACGCGGCUCAUGCAUCAGGCACGUCUCAAUUACCCGCCGACAAUGGGCUCGUAAUUUCAGUCCAUUUCCGAUAUUAUUCCGUUGAUGGGCGAUGGCAUUUCAGCAUUGUCCGAAGCGUAUCGUGCUUCAGCCGAUCCCGGAGCAAUCAGGAGUAAUCCCUCUCUUACAAUCGGAGACGGCUCCUUAACUCGCAGGCGGAGUUGGUUAUUAUCGCGGUCGUCUCUGGUCCCCGGCUCAGCUUUCCGUAAUGGCUGGUUAAUAUCAAGAAGGCUUCACAUAUCAAUUAAUGAGGUUUUAUCAUCCUCGGGUGUUGAAGUGUGUACAUUGGGGGGAGGCAAUAUUGGAUGAGUGCUUGCAUUGUUUAUCGUGUCUGAUGGAGGAACAACGGACUGGUGUCUCGGCAGUGCAGAUGAGGAGCUGGCAGGAAGGUGCCACAACAAGGUCAGUACUUAUGAGAGGAGUCCAGAAUUUUGGAGGAAAAUGGGGCCCCACUGAAAAUUCCAGAAACUUGGAUGAGAGAAUAUAAUUAAAAGAGAUUUUAUUUUAAUCUAAAAUUUAACGGACAAUAUGAUACGAUAGAAGUAUUUACAGUUUUUUUUUGUCAUAGUCACAGUUUUUAUCAAAGUUCAUACUCCAGGUUUAUCAAUCAUUCUAUGGCCCUAUUGGCCCAAACAAGUAAUUCUAGAGCCCUUGUGUCGUAUUAGCAUGUGUGCUAUGCUGUAGCGAUGUCGUAUACCUUAUAAGGAGCGAUCGUCAUGUCUGACGGUCACAGAGGCAGUAGCCUUCUGGGGGACACCGGGGACGUGUGAGCAGGAGAGCCCUGAAGGCCGUUAGCUACAUGUGGCAAAAACGCGGUGAUGGAGGAAGGUAAACAUGAGGUGCAGUGGAGGUCCGUCUCAUCUCACCACAAUGCGGUUUCCGAUUCCAAACACGGGGGACACAGUACAACCAAUGGCGAGAUAUCUGUGAGUUUUGUAUACUUACAAAAAAGGAACAUUUGACUGUUUUUCUAACUGAACUUGU
This is a messenger RNA of Brienomyrus brachyistius, 12206 nucleotides long. It is a transcript of the gene elfn2a, whose product is annotated as extracellular leucine-rich repeat and fibronectin type III domain containing 2a. Gene Ontology annotation, cellular component: plasma membrane. NCBI's taxonomy places the organism in Eukaryota, Metazoa, Chordata, Actinopteri, Osteoglossiformes, Mormyridae. The record is from RefSeq and is a predicted model, not a curated record. Bases 872 to 3655 code for a protein of 927 amino acids. Gene Ontology annotation, molecular function: protein binding. The transcript has 3 exons.